Molecule: messenger RNA, 964 nt
Organism: Ochlerotatus camptorhynchus
Lineage: Eukaryota; Metazoa; Arthropoda; Insecta; Diptera; Culicidae
Gene: 140up
Product: RPII140-upstream gene protein
Exons: 4
Coding region: 67-936 (289 amino acids)
Cellular component (GO): mitochondrion
Source: RefSeq, a predicted model, not a curated record
CAACGCAGCGUAAUUCUGUAUAACUGUUAGCUUUUAUCAUCACGUUUAGCUGUUCAAAGCAGUAAAAUGUUCCGACAAAUAGUGAAAUUUGCAACCCCAGGAACGGCAGUCCUCUCAGCCGGGCUAUUCCCUUUCAACACCAACGAAAACGACCGCAUCGAACAUGCACCGAUGCAGAAAAUGCUCGCCGAUGCGCCCGGCGAUCAGCAAACUGGCAAGGAACGACUGUAUCUUAUGUUCAGUAUCGACGAAUUUGGUCGAGUGUCCAGUGAGGUGAAUUCCAUCUACCAGGCAGGCUUUCUGGGCUUCCUGGUGGGAGCGUGCUACGGUGGGUUUAUUAAUUCGCGAGUGGCUUACAUGAACUUUAUGGAACGGAAUCAGGCCACGGCCUUCAAAUCCAGCUUUGAAGCAAAGCGACAACUUCAGGACCAAGUGACGAUCAAUUUUGCCAAGGGAGCAUUCAAAUGGGGAUGGAGAUUAGCGUUGUUCACUACAAGCUAUAUUGGACUACAAACUGUGAUAUCGGUUUACCGUGGAAAGUCUUCCAUCUACGAGUACCUAGUGGCGGGAGGAGUUACCGGUGCAAUGUACAAAUUCAACAUGGGCCCGAAAGGGAUGACCAGCGGUGGACUGGUGGGUAUGGCCUUGGGAAGUGCUGCUGGAUUAGCAUCGUUGGCUAUACUCAAAUCAACUGGAACCACUAUGGAAGAGGUUCGCUUUUGGCAGUACAAGUGGAGAGUCAAUCGAGACGAGGCGAUAAACGAAAGUAUGAAAAUGCAGAGCACGGAGGAAGCCGAUCUGUUGUUGGCGAAUCAUCAUGAAAAGUUUGGAACCUCCAAUAUCGCACUGGAGAACAUUGUAACCAGUAGCACGAAGAGUAGCAGUUCGGAUACCCCAACAACACCGACUAAAACGGAGGAAGGCGUGAAAAAGUAAACGUUUGUAAGGUAUAGUGUAUGAAAAA